CUCACCACACCCACUCUCUCUCUCUGCAUAUAUAUAUUACCCACACACACACACACACCCCUUAUAUCUGUCCAUUAUGUAUUAUUAAGCAUUUCUGUUGUAAAUACAUCGCCUCUCUUUUCUCUUCCACUUGAUGAAAAGAUUGCAUCUUUGGGCAUUGAAUAAACAGUAAAUUGGAAGAAGAGCAAAGGAAGAGAGGAAAAGGAGAGGGCCUUCUGCCCUCUGCUCUUUCUGUGCUUCCUCUCAGAUCUUGAUUCUCUUCUUCUCUCGUCUGGGUCUUUUUCAAUUGGAAUCCUAUAUUGUUCUCUGAUCGGUUUUUGAUCUGCCGAAGAUCCGAUUCUUUUUGUUUGAUUUCAAUAAUACCCAUUUCCUCGCAUAUCGCAGGGUCUCCAAUUUCCGUGUAGAUUGUCUGGAAAGAAUGGAAACGGAGCCUGGAAAGCUAUUCAUAGGUGGAAUAUCUUGGGACACAAAUGAAGGCCGCCUGAGAGAGUAUUUCCAAACCUUUGGUGAGGUUAUGGAAGCUGUGAUAAUGAAGGAUCGGAACACUGGUCGUGCCCGUGGUUUCGGUUUUGUUAUCUUUGCUGACCCUGCUAUCGCAGAAAGAGUUGUUAGGGAAAAGCACAUGAUAGAUGGUAGAACUGUUGAAGCAAAGAAAGCUGUGCCUAGGGAAGAUCAACAUGUUCUGAACAAAAACAAUGGCAGCCUGCAGGGGUCUCCAGUUCCUGCCCGUACAAAAAAGAUAUUUGUAGGAGGCUUAGCAUCAACAGUCACAGAGAGUGACUUUAAAAAUUAUUUUGAUCAAUUUGGUAAUAUCACAGAUGUAGUUGUCAUGUAUGAUCACAACACCCAGAGGCCCAGAGGGUUUGGGUUCAUCACAUUUGAUUCAGAAGAAGCAGUGGACAAAGUGUUGCUCAAAACUUUUCAUGAACUCAACGGUAAAAUGGUUGAGGUUAAGCGUGCUGUCCCCAAGGAGUUAUCUCCUGGGCCAAGUCGGAACUUGUUAGGUGGCUAUAACUAUGGCCUGAGUAGAGUUAGUAGCUUCCUUAAUGCGUACACUCCGGGAUUUAAUCCAAGCUCAGUUGGAGGGUAUGGAGCGAGAAUGGAUGGCAGAUUCAGUCCAGUUCCAGUUGGCCGAAGCGGAUAUCCUCAAUUUAGUCCUUCUGGUUAUGGGAUGGGACUGAGUUUUGAACCUGGAUCAAAUCCAAGCUAUGGGGGAAAUGGUAACUUCAGUUCUAAUAUUGGCUAUGGACGUGCACCGAACCCUUUCUACAGUGGAAGUCAAAACAGGUAUAACAGCCCCAUUGGGUAUGUUGGGGGUAGUGGUGGAACUAGUUCUGUAUUAACUUUGAUAAAUCAGAACAAGGGGGCAAAUGAGAGUCUUAGUUAUAAUGCAAAUUCUGCAAACUCUAAUGACUUUAUGAGGUCUGAAAGGAGCAGUGCUGGACUUGGAGGUGAUUUUGCCAGUAUUCGAGCAAUUUGGGGUCCCUCUAACAUUUCAGGAGAAGGUGGAGGCAGAGAUUCUACCCCUAGUAGUGGCAACAUAAGUUACGCCCAUGCAGAUAGUGCUUUCAGGUCUGGAGUUGGCGGUUAUGGAAGAAACAGUGGAAGUAAUGCUGCACCAUCAUCAUUUGCUGCAUCAAGUGAUGAUCAUGGACCUAUGGGAAACUUAUAUGGAAGUGGUUCAUUUUAUGGUGAUACUACCUGGCAGUCAUCUUCUCCAGAUCUAGAGGGCUCUGGCUCUUUUGCAUUUGGGCUUGGGAAAGUUGCUUCAGAUGUUACAACCAAAAACUCUGCCAGAUAUGUUGGUGGUUAUACUGUUGCUAAUGCAGCUAAUAGAGGAAUUGCUGCAUAGGGAAGAGGAUGCCAGAAUGUUAUUGUAGGCGGAGGAAGACGAUCGAUCAGUUUUACCAUAUGGACUGUGAAUGAUGUAUAGUAUCAUUGGUGAGAGAUUUUUCAGUUUGAUAGUAGUUUGAAAAGAGCUAACCGACGCACCUGUUUUAUAGACCUCAUCUCAGAGCAAGUAGCUACAAGGGUUUCGUUUUCAGUUUGAGCUUGAGUUUUCUGAAAAGCGGUUUUCAUUCCUAAGAACUGAGAUGUAAAUCAGCUUGCUUUACUGUAUCAUGCAUCUCUAGUGACAUGAGAACAGAAAGAGAAGAAAAAAAAAAAGAAGCGGAGGUUUUCUCUUUUUCCCCUUUUUAAGCUUCUGUUCUGUAUCCAGCAAGGUUUGCUAGUUUCCAGUCAAUUAUUGUUGUUUUAGUUUCUUUCCCUUUAUGGGUGGGUUUUGUUGUUGGCAAAUUGCAUGAAACAACUGUCUGUUUCCAAAACGGAUGCUCAUCUGGGGUCCCCCAAGAAUAAAUUGUCUAAUAUGAGAUACAUUUUUCCUUGGUAUUCUGAGA
Messenger RNA from Diospyros lotus (date-plum), 2396 nucleotides. Its product is annotated as heterogeneous nuclear ribonucleoprotein 1-like. NCBI's taxonomy places the organism in Eukaryota, Viridiplantae, Streptophyta, Magnoliopsida, Ericales, Ebenaceae. Gene Ontology annotation, molecular function: RNA binding. The record is from RefSeq and is a predicted model, not a curated record. Bases 419 to 1852 code for a protein of 477 amino acids. The transcript is spliced from 5 exons.